UUUUCUCCAUCGGUUUCCUCCCUUGAUUAUCAGCAACCCCUGCCGGAUCACGGUCCGACGUUCUUUUCCUCGCUUUCUGUUCGCUUCCGCGAUUGCAUUGAUGGAUGCAAACGCCUCGGCAGCAGUCUGGAUUACGGAAUUUGGCAUUGUCCCUGCUAGAUCUGCUUUCGUGUUGCGAUCUUAAUAUUUUGCAGAUUUGUGGUCCUGUGGGUUUAACAUUUGCAAUUCAUUCAUGGAGCAAGCUCAUUCUUGGUGGACUUUCUCCCUUUGCCAAGUCUUCUUAUUCCAGGAAGCUCUUGGUUGGCGGAUUGUUGCUGUUGGAAAUCUCCUCUGUGUUUCUUUUGUCAAUUAUACUUAGAGGAAAGCCACUGUUCCAUCUCCACAAAGAACCUCACGAAUUCCCAGAUUCAACCUGCUUAAGCAUUCCACAUGCUUUUGAUAUGCCAAAAUAAGUUAUUAACAGUUGAUUGCAACUUUGUUUAAAGUUCAAGGAGGUCAAGAGAUUUAGUUAAUUGAUUGCUGGAAGGUAACUUCUGUGCAUGGCCAUUAAGAUGACACAGCAUCAAGCUUAAUCACAUUUCAAAUCAUAGUGGAUCUUUCCUGAAGUUUAUCAAAGUUUGAUAACAUACAAAAAAGAUUCUAUUGUUGAAACAUUAGUCUUUUUUUUUGGGUUCCAUUGUGUUGUUGGAGAUUAUACAGAGAUUCAGCUGCUGAAAACAAUGGAAAGGUACAAGCUCAUUAAGGAAGUUGGGGAUGGAACUUUUGGAAGUGUUUGGCGUGCACUUAAUAAGCUGACUGGAGAAGUUGUUGCAAUUAAGAAAAUGAAGAGGAAGUACUACUCAUGGGAGGAGUGUAUGAAUCUUCGAGAAGUUAAAUCUUUACGGCGCAUGAACCAUCCAAAUAUUGUCAAGCUGAAGGAGGUUAUAAGAGAAAAUGAUAUUUUAUACUUUGUGUUUGAAUACAUGGAAUUCAACCUUUAUCAGAUUAUGAAAGACAGAGGCAAGGGUUUCUCAGAGGCAGAAAUUCGUAAUUGGUGUUUUCAGAUAUUUCAAGCUCUUUCUUACAUGCAUCAGCGUGGCUAUUUUCACCGGGAUCUUAAGCCAGAAAACUUAUUGGUCACAAAGGACAUCAUAAAGAUAGCAGAUUUUGGUCUUGCUCGGGAAAUUUGUUCAUGCCCACCAUACACUGAAUAUGUUUCUACUCGCUGGUACCGAGCACCUGAAGUUUUGUUGCAGUCAUCUAGUUAUAAUGCUGCAGUUGAUAUGUGGGCAAUGGGUGCUAUCAUGGCUGAACUAUUUACUCUAAGGCCACUUUUUCCUGGUGCAAGUGAAGUAGAUGAGAUUUACAAGAUCUGCAGUGUGAUUGGUAGUCCAAAUGAGAAUUCUUGGGUUGAAGGGUUGCAACUAGCAGAUGUGAUGAAAUAUCAGUUCCCUCUGUGUUCUGGUGUCCAUCUAGCGACACUAAUUCCAUCAGCCAGUGAAGAUGCAGUCAACCUAAUUUCAGGACUUUGUUCAUGGGAUCCCUGCCGAAGACCAAAACCUGCAGAGGCUCUUCAGCAUCCUUUCUUCCAAUCUUGCUUUCAUGUUCGUCCACCUCCUUAUUCAAGGGAGGGAAGAUUAUCAUACACACCUCCUGUUGGCGUUAAAGGAGCCAUUGAGCUGCAUAGUAGUAGAAGAAAUUCAGCUGGAUCUCUUUCUGUUACAAGAUCAGUGAAUAAUCUUAUGCAAACAAAGGCGGAUUCUCCUCUGAGAGCUGGUGUGCAAAGGAAACUGGAGAUGGAUAAACAGGAGCUUGAGAAAAGUGAAAGAUGUCUGAAGAACAACCUGAAGCAAUCUCGCUACAGACCACCUGCAAGAAUCGUUCCUGCAUACUCGGGGCGAAGCAAUCGCAAGGAGGCAGAUGCACGAGACAAGACAACAUGUGCUGAAACAACUGACAAAUUGGCGCAGAUGUCGGUGAGCUCAGGCACACAGCAGAAGACCACAAAACUUCCACCACCACCACCUCCGAUGAAAGCCGGUCGCUGGCAUGGCCGAACGGAUUAUCUUGCUCGAUCACACGAGAUUCCUUCUGGCCGAAGUUAUUCCAGAAAAGUUAUGGGUUGAAAUUCCCGCUCCACAGGUGCUUGGUGGCAACGUGGUUGAUCACUUGCAUGCUUCUGUUGUUUUAUGUUUCCGUUAAACUAUAUAUCUUGAUACACUACUAAUUAAUCUGUAUUACUUGCUUGACAAGUUUGGAUAGUGUUAAUUGCAAAAAUCAUAAGAUAUCAAAGGAUCUACUUCAUCUUA
Zingiber officinale is the source of this 2288-nucleotide messenger RNA. Its product is annotated as cyclin-dependent kinase F-4-like. The transcript is spliced from 18 exons. The record is from RefSeq and is a predicted model, not a curated record. NCBI's taxonomy places the organism in Eukaryota, Viridiplantae, Streptophyta, Magnoliopsida, Zingiberales, Zingiberaceae. Gene Ontology annotation, molecular function: ATP binding; protein serine/threonine kinase activity. Gene Ontology annotation, biological process: intracellular signal transduction; protein phosphorylation. Gene Ontology annotation, cellular component: cytoplasm; nucleus. The coding region runs from base 720 to 2105 and encodes 461 amino acids.